This is a messenger RNA of Cinara cedri, 992 nucleotides long. NCBI's taxonomy places the organism in Eukaryota, Metazoa, Arthropoda, Insecta, Hemiptera, Aphididae. The record is from the annotation of a GenBank genome assembly.
AUGUUAGUUAUUGCACAUUAUUAUUACAGCCAAAAUAGUAAUAUAAUAUUAUUACCAUAACUCUAUUCACGGUAUCAUUGAUUAUAAAUACAGAUACCUAAUUAUAAUCAAUGAUGGCGUUAACAAUUGGCAAUAAUAAUAAUAAUUCACGUAGGCUAUAAAUUGGAAAAGAUUGUUAUUUAAAUAUGAUAAAAAUUAAUUUUGUCUAUCAUAUUAUCUAGAUAAAAAUUAGAUUAUCUUAAUCUAAUCAAGAUAAAUUUGAACCGUAAUUACCUUUUAUUUAUCUGCGCCUAUAUGAAUGUAUAAUCUACAGCUAUUUGUAUCUUAUCUGGAUGAAAUUUUCGUUAUCUAUUCACAACACUGGUCAUGACGCAAAUUUCAUUUACCUGUCUUUGGUUAUACUUUUGGCGAUUCGUAACCACCGAGGCAAUAAUACACUUGUGGCGCGAAUCGCCUGUUACACCGGAACCGAUCUGAUUUUCUCAGUCCCGUCGCGACGGGACUGAACGAAAACAACAAAACGUUUGUGUAGCAGACAUAAUAUCGGCUAACCGGCAAACGGAUUUUUUUUGUUUUCAGACAUCAAGUACCACAGAAAACCCAACUGCGAUCAGAUAUUCAGCGGCGACCCGGCGAACGCGAAGCUGUACGUCUGCAAGCUGUGCGCCAAACACGUGCGCAGCAAGUGGCAUCAUUUCCAAACGCAUUAUUCGCGGGACCACAAGUGCUCCGAGUGCGACGCGGUCUACAGCCGGAUCGACACGCUGAGGACGCACGCCAAGAAACGUCACCAGACGGUCAUACCGAGAUACUAUUGCGGGAUUCCCGCAAACAUUUGGCACAGGUCGAUUGUCAAAUACGCCGCCGCCGCCGCCGCCGCCGCAUCCACCGUCGCCGGCCCGUCCCGCGCACCAGCCGGAGCGACGCGCGAUCGCCCGACAAAGUCAGGCACGCCGCCAGUCGCCCUGCAGAACCGAGCCGCAGGCAACUGA